AUGCAGUUGAACGUUCAUUGGUUGCAGCAGCGUCCAGAUGGGGGAAUGGACACUCUGAGAGAGGAAGAGGCGAAUAUCAACGAAGGCUCUCUCGCACUCCACCUGUUAGUCGAAUUGAGAAGUGGGCAAGUUCCUGUUUACUCCAAAUCGGAGGACAGCAGCCCAUGGGAGCUGGUGGAAGAAACGGCCAUUCUCUCAGUCGACCUUCAAUAUGGCGUGCACUACAAGACUCCGUCCGAUAACAAGAGGCUGAAAAUGGAGCAAGGACAAAUGGAGCCAGCCCCAGCCCCCUCUCCUGCAUGGGAAAGUCUUGGAUGA
This is a messenger RNA of Seminavis robusta, 318 nucleotides long. NCBI's taxonomy places the organism in Eukaryota, Bacillariophyta, Bacillariophyceae, Naviculales, Naviculaceae. The record is from the annotation of a GenBank genome assembly.